CACGGCGCUCAAGAAGGCUAAACAUGACAUUCACAAAAGCCAACACUUCCUGAGAAGAAGUCUCCCCACAUUAUAAGUGCUGAUCGAAGGAGAGAGACACAAUGAGUCAUAUUUUGUGUGUCUACUGCCAACGUGGAUGUGUUCCAGGGGAGGAGGAAGAGACAAGGUAGACAAGAGAAGCCGGGACUGUUCAGAUAGCUGUGGACACUGUAUCAGAUUUGUAGUUACUUCACCCUAUAUCCAGCCUGUGUGAUCAUUGUUCAGAAAAAGUAGAAAGCC
This is a messenger RNA of Geodia barretti, 279 nucleotides long. Lineage: Eukaryota; Metazoa; Porifera; Demospongiae; Tetractinellida; Geodiidae. The record is from the annotation of a GenBank genome assembly.